GGUUCUGAGCGUCGCUUGAGGCCGGGUUUUGAUCAGAUUGGCUCCAACCCAGAUCUUUCCAUUAACUUUUACAUCUUACCGUGCAUUUGCACAUUUGUUCUACAAAACUCUGGGUCUGAGAUACCACCACAACAAAAAUGUACUCAACAGCAAAGAAUUUUAGGACAUACAGAACUGAAGAAUACAAAGGUGGUGGUAACACCUCUCGAGGAAGAGUGAAUUAUAAGAGUUAUUUCCAUGAGAAUUGUGGUGAGGAGAACGUUUAUUAUAAAAACAAUGGAUAUAAGUCUAGGCUUUCCCAAUUCCAGGAAGAUGAUGGAAAUACAGCUAUGAGUGAUAUCCAAAAGGACCUCCACCCAAGACACAACCUUUCUACCACUGAUGACAACAAUAGAAAAGUGGCACGGGACAAUAAAGAUCUAAUCCAUAUUACUGAGUGGAGAGAUGGAAACCAUCAAAUGAGAAACAUGAACAAGAAUGAGCCUGGGUGUAAGGAUAGAACAUUUCCAAUGACAAAAAAUAAGGGGCCUAUGCCAAAAUAUAGAACACCUUCAAAGAGAGAAAUAGAAGAGAAUGGACAGAAUAACAUUUACGGAAACUGGUUCAAGAUCACAAUUCCUUAUGGGAGAAAGUAUACCAAAACUUGGCUACUGAAUUCCAUACAGAGCAAAUGCAGUGUUCACUUCACUCCAGUUGAUUUCCACUAUGUAAGAAGCCAGGCUCACUUCUUUGUCAAGAAUAGUACCACUGCUUUUGCGCUGAAGAAUGUCAACUAUAAGAUUCAUGAUGAAAAUAACCAUCAGGUAAGGCUAUUUGUCAAAGAAUCUGCGGCGCCCUCUUCCGAGCAGAAUAAGUUAAAGCCUGAAGAAAUAGAGCAGCUAAAGCUGGCCAUGAAGAAACGAUUUGAUGUCUCUCAGAAAUCGCUUAACCUCCAGAGCUUUCGCUUUGACCAAGACUUAAUGAGCCAUGAUAUUGACAUGAUCCUGAAUCGAAGAAACUGCAUGUCUGCCACUCUGACAGUCAUAGAAGAGAAUUUCCCUGAGCUCUUGUCCUUGAACUUGUGCAGCAAUAAACUGUACCAGCUGGAUGGCCUGGCUGACAUUAUACCAAAGGCCCCCCAAAUCAAGAUCUUGAACCUCUCCAACAAUGAGCUGAAGUCUCUGCGGCAGUUAGACAAGAUAAGAGAGAUGAAACUUGAAGAAUUGUGGUUACAAGGAAACCCAUUGUACAACAACUUCUCAAACUAUUCCACCUAUAUGAGUGCCAUCCUGGAUUAUUUUCCCAAGUUGCUGUGCCUGGAUGGCAAGGAUGUCACCCAUUCAAUGGAUGUUGAGACUGGAGCUUCAGAGAUACUGAAACCCUCCAAGAAAAACCAUGGAGUAUCUGAGAUGCUGAAGAAUCUAGUCCUACAAUUCCUAGAGCAAUAUUACUCGAUCUAUGACUGUGGUGACAGAAGCCGUCUCCUUGAUGCAUACCAUGAUGAAGCCUGCUUCUCCCUGACCAUUCCCUGCAACCCCAAGGAACUGGUUCCACUAAGCUUGUACAAGUACUCAAAGAGUAACAGAAAUAUGAAGAAUUGCAAAGACCAUGUUCUCCUGACUCAACUGCUGAAACACACAAAACGUGAUGUUGUUGACUUCCUCAGGGUGUUGCCCAAAACUCAACAUGACCUCAGCUCCUUCAUGGUGGAUAUAUGUAUCCUGACCGAAAAGAUGCUUUGCUUUUCUGUUAAUGGUCGGUUCAAGGAGGAAGUGGAAGCAACAUGCCCAGUUAUUCUUCGUGCCUUCACUAGGAUCUUCAUUGUUAUUCCUGCCAGCAAUUCCAGGCUGUGCAUCGUGAAUGACACACUGACUGUGAGUAAUGCCUGCCCCAAAGAGAUCCAGAGCGACGUCUCUAUCCCAGCGCGAGCACCCUCUUCCAUCCCUGUGCCUACCAUCUCCCAAGAGCAGCAGGCUAUGGUGCAGGCGUUCUCUACCCAGUCUGGGAUGAAAUUCAACUGGUCUCUGAAGUGUCUGGAGCAAAAUGAUUGGAACUAUGCUGUAGCUGGACAGAACUUCACUUUGCUCAAGGCUGAGGGUAAGAUCCCAAAAGAGGCCUUCCAACAAAUCUCCUAGAAGGAUCCCAUAGAAGUGGUUUUUAUCUUCAUCAAGAACAACUUUAUUUCUCUUCUUUUCUGACUGAGGCCACACCCAUGAGUGAUAAUAUAGGGCCCGCUUGAUCCAGAAGCCAAAGUAACUUGUAGGUCUGCCUUUGAACCGCUGGAAGACCAGUUGUUCUGUGUAUCUUCCUCAUUCAUGAUUCUUACUGAUUUUCAUAAUAAAAAUUGAUGUUGCACAUUGUA
Echinops telfairi (small Madagascar hedgehog) is the source of this 2341-nucleotide messenger RNA. Its product is annotated as nuclear RNA export factor 2-like. The transcript is spliced from 22 exons. Gene Ontology annotation, molecular function: protein binding; RNA binding. NCBI's taxonomy places the organism in Eukaryota, Metazoa, Chordata, Mammalia, Afrosoricida, Tenrecidae. The record is from RefSeq and is a predicted model, not a curated record. Gene Ontology annotation, cellular component: nucleus; cytoplasm. Gene Ontology annotation, biological process: poly(A)+ mRNA export from nucleus. Bases 138 to 2114 code for a protein of 658 amino acids.